Messenger RNA from Carica papaya (papaya), 4822 nucleotides. Lineage: Eukaryota; Viridiplantae; Streptophyta; Magnoliopsida; Brassicales; Caricaceae. The record is from RefSeq and is a predicted model, not a curated record.
AGGAAUGUCUUCCUUGUCUCUCAGGCAGCCUGCUUGGUUUUCCCAACGUUUUCUCUGUGAAUUCCCAAUUUCUUUCCCUCUCUCCAAACGGAAAACAAUCCCAAUGGCGGUAGGGGAGGCUUUCCUUUCUGCAUUCCUACAGGUGUUGUUUGACAAAUUGCUUUCCCCUACCUUGUUGAGUUUCUUGCGCCAAGAAGGCAUUGAGAAGAAGCUCCUCAAAUGGAGCAAAAAGCUAUCAAUAAUCCAGGCAGUCAUCGAUGACGCGGAGGAGAAGCGACUCACAAGCAGAGCUGCCAAAACAUGGCUGCAAGAUCUCAGAGAUUUGUCUUAUGACAUGGAAGACGUGGUUGACGAACUUGCCACUGAAGCCCUGGGACGAGAUCAAACUCAUAAUAUUUUAAGUAAGAUAUCAAAACAUUUACCUUCUAGGUUGGCGAACUUAAGUCUUUCUGCUCUUAAGUUCAGUGCUCGUAUGCAACCUGCAAUUAGGGAUAUCACUAGCAGGUUGCAGGAUAUAACUGAGAGUAUUGCCGAACUUGGCUUAGUUCAGCUUGAUCGUGGAGGAAAAAUGUCUAGAAAAGUGAUGAGGCAAAGAGCACCUAGUACAUGCUUGCCUUAUGAACCUGCAGGCAUUUUUGGUAGAGAUGAAGAUAAGAAGAGGAUAAUUGAAUUGGUUUUGAGAGACGAACUAUGUGAUACCAAUUUCAGUGUGAUACCUAUUGUCGGAAUGGGAGGGGUUGGGAAAACGACGCUUGCUCGACUUGUUUACAAUGAUAAAGAGAUGGAGCAUUUUGAUUUGAAAGCGUGGGUGUGUGUGUCUGAUGAUUUUGAUGUUAUCAGAAUAACAAAAGUCAUUAUUGAGGCCAUCACCUCUCAAUCCUGUGAUCUCAAAGAGUUUAAUCAACUUCAGAUUAAGUUAAAUGAUGAACUGCAGAGGAAAAAAUUUUUGAUUGUUAUGGAUGACGUUUGGGACAAGAAUUAUGGUGACUGGGAUGCACUGCGAUCUCCGUUUAAGGCUGGAGCACCAGGAAGUAAAAUAAUCAUGACAACGCGCAGCAGAGAUGUUGCGUAUAUGGCAGGAACUGAUUUGUGCUAUGAUCUGGAGCUUUUACCAGAUGAUGCUUGUUGGUCUAUCUUUUUGCAGCAUGCAUUUGACCGCAAAAAUUCGAAUGAGCUUCAAAAUCUGGAACCAGUUUGUCAGAAAGUCGUGAACAAGUGCCUGGGAUUGCCCUUGGCAGCAAGGACUCUUGGUGGCCUUCUACGCUCCAAACCAGGUGAUGAAUGGGAACAAGUAUUAAGUAGCAGACUCUGGGAUUUGUCAGAAUCUGAAUGUGAUAUCCUACCUGUUUUGAGAUUGAGCUACUUCCAUCUCCCUUCAGAAUUGAAGCGUUGUUUUGCUUAUUGUGCAUUAUUCCCUAAGGGCUAUGAGUUCAAAAAGGAAGAUAUAGUCAUUUUAUGGAUGGCAGAAGGUUUGAUCACGGCAGCAGAUGAAAACAAGCAAAUGGAAGAUAUUGGCUGCGAGUAUUUUGACCAUAUGUUGUUGAUGUCACUUUUUCAACCAUCAGGUGGAGACGAUGGUGAUGAUGAUGAUGAUGAUUAUGAUGAUGAUUUAUUUGUAAUGCAUGACCUUGUGAAUGAUCUAGCUCAAUGGGCGGCUGGGGAAAUGUGUUUCAGAGUGGAAGAUGAAUCGGGAUCUAUAGAAGGUUCCAAAUUAUCUCGAAAGGCCAGGCAUGUGUCUUUUGUUUGUGGCAAUUAUGAUCGCUACCGGAAAUUCAAAGCUUUUUCAGAAUCCAGGCGCUUGAGGACUUUCCUUUCAAUAAGUUAUGAUGAUACUUGUUGCUGCUUUUUAAGCAAUAAAGUUGUUGAAAUGUUGCCAGAGCUCAGAUGCUUGAGGGUUCUAUCCUUAAGAGGAUACACAAUCAUUCAGCUGCCGGGCUCAAUAGACAAUCUGAAACAUCUGAGGUACUUGGACCUUUCUGGUACUUAUAUUAGAAGUUUACCAGAAUCAACAUGUUCUCUGUACAAUUUGCAAGUUCUGAAGUUAAACGAUUGUAGAUUCCUUGAGAGGUUGCCUACAAGGAUGGAAAAUCUAAUAAAUCUACGUUUUCUUGAUUUUACAAAUGCAAGCAAGAUAAAAGAGAUGCCACUAGGAAUACAUAAACUAAAAAAAUUAAUCGUAUUAUCAGACUUUGUUGUGGGCAAGGGUAGUGGAUCCAGGAUAGCAGAGUUAAAGAACUUGAGGUUUAUUCAGGGAUCGUUGUGUAUUUCAAGCUUAGAGAAUGUGACUGAUGCUCGUGACGCAAGGGAGGCAAGUUUAAAUGACAAAGAGAAGAUAGACGAGUUGCUUCUUGAAUGGGACUCCCAAUUUGAUGGGUCUAGAAACGGAGAUCUAGAAAGAGAUGUACUUGGCAUGCUACACCUCAUAGGAAUGGGCAUAAGGAACAUUGGACCUGAAUUUUAUGGAGAGAACAACUCAAAGCCUUUUCCAUCCUUGGAGAGCCUACACAUCAACAAUAUGAAGGAACUGGAGAACUGGAUUCCUUGUCAAAUCAAUCAGGCAGAAUUUCUCCUUCUCAAUGAGCUAUCUAUUGCAGCCUGCCCCAAACUUACAGGAAACUUACCCAGCCAUCUUCCAUCGCUGCAAACACUUAAUGUUAAUGAAUGUGAGCAGUUUCUUGUGUCACUACCAAGCCUUCCAAAGCUUUGCAGCGUAGAAAUCAAACGCUGUAAAAAGGUUGAGAACAGAAGUGAUAUUGGUUCUGAACCGAUAAAAUCUGUUGUGCUUUCCAAUGUUUCCAAGCUUGAGGUCUCCAGGAGAGGGUUAAUAACAGCAGAAGAACUUCAGAUUUCAGGUUGCGAGGAGCUGAUGUUUUUGUGGCAAGAUAAUAACGCAGGGUUACUGAAGGAGCUUACUUCACUGCGUUAUUUAUUGGUUGAGAGUUGUCCCCAACUUGUUUCCUUGUUGAUAGAUGAGGAGAGCAUAGAAGAAGAGCAACUGCAGAAGCUUAGACUCGAAACCUUGCGGUUAAAGGAUUGUAAGAGCGUUGAGAGACUCCCACAAUGGUUACUUCGCCUCAAGUCCCUAAAGCAGCUAGAGAUUGAAGACUGUCCAAGUGUGGCUGCCUAUCCAGAGUCUUUUUUGCCUUCCAUGAUUAGGGAGAUUUUGAUAAAAAAUUGUGAUGCACUUUGUCCUUUACUAGAGGCAGUUACUACACAAAGCAGCAGUCAUCUUCGACGGUUGUCCAUUGCAGAAUGUGACUCUCUGAAAUCUUUAGGAAGAUGGCAAUUUCCACGAAGUCUAAAGGUGAUAGAGAUAACAUCCUGCAAGAACUUGCAAUUUUUACUAGAUGGGGAAAUGGUUUCUCUUCCGGUGACACCUGAUGUGAAUAUAAACAGUGACAACCACAGUUCAUCUCUUUUUGUGAAGAUUACAGACUGCCCAUCUAUCUUAACCUUGUCAUCACAAGGUAAAUUACCUGCUUCCUUUAAAUUUCUCCAUGUAAAAUUAUGUCCGGAGCUUAUAUCUUUAACAUCUGGAGGCAACUCAUUAAUGGAGCUUCAAGGCCUUAUUGUUGAGGAGUGCUCCAAACUCGAGUUACUUGCUGAAAGAUUAGACAGUAACAUGCCCCUUAGAAGUAUUGAGAUUGAGAAAUGUGAAAACCUUAAGUCCUUACCUGAUGGCCUCUACAAUCUGAAGCAUCUGAGUGAGAUUAGAAUCUCUGAUUGUCGAGGUCUAUUAUCCUUUCCGAAGGGUGGAUUGCCUCACAACAAUCUUAAGAGCCUCUUUAUAUGCAACUGUGAGAAACUCAAGGAGCUACCUGAUAAUAUACAUAGACUCACCUCCCUUGAAGAAUUGGAGAUAUCAAAUUGUCCAGGCAUCAUAUCUUUACCUAAAAAUGGCUUCCCUACCAACCUAAAAUCACUCAAUCUCACAAACCUCAGAAUCUAUAUGCCAAUGUCUAGAUGGGGUUUGUACAUGCUCAUCUCACUUAGACACCUGACGAUCAUUGGUGGAUGUCCAGAUUUGGUGUCCUUUCCAGAGGAGGAAAUGCAAAUGGCACUGCCCACUUCCCUAAUCCAUCUAAACAUUGGAGAUUUCCCGAAUCUCAAACGCCUCUCCUCCAAGGGCUUUCAGAAGCUAAGUUUGCUUCAACAUUUAAUAAUCCACGGUUGUCCAAAGCUUGCAUCAUUGCCAGAAAAGUGUCUGCCUCCCUCGCUUCUGCAGCUUAUUAUUGAUGGCUGUCCUCUGCUAAAGGAAAGAUGCAUGCGGGAUACAGGACAGGAAUGGUCCAAGAUAGCUGACAUCCCCUGCGUUUUUGUGGAUAAUACAUCUGCCUUUCAUCCAGGUAUGAUGAUGAUACCCUACUACCUGAAUGUCAGAGUAAGAUAUGACCUAGUGCUUUAGUGGUGUGGAGGGUGGCAAUCUCGUGGCAGUUUGGACAAUUCCAGAAGAGGGAUAGAUCCCUACUAUCAAUUCCUUUUUCUCCUUACACUCAAGAUCCUUAGUAUUAUUUUUCAGUCUAUUGAAUAAUCAUUUUAUUUUUCUUGAGAUACAUGUGAUGACUAGGCAAAUUUUGUGCCUUGCCUUAGAUCGUUACAGUGAUAGCCAAAUAUUCACUCAUCAGAUUUGCAGGUAUGUCAUAUGUAGCUGCUGCAAUGUAUGUCUUAGAAAAUGCUCCUAGAAUAGGUCCUCUCAUUAUGCUAUCCUUCAUUUGCUGUCCCCACAAUAGAACCUUACUUAUUUUCACUCAUCCCAACAGAACCUUAAUUGUGAAUGUGAAAAAAAAGAACCAUGACCUGCAGUCUGCAUGAAUCUUACGCA